Messenger RNA from Rhinocladiella mackenziei CBS 650.93, 624 nucleotides. RefSeq names its product peptide-methionine (S)-S-oxide reductase. The coding region runs from base 1 to 624 and encodes 207 amino acids. NCBI's taxonomy places the organism in Eukaryota, Fungi, Ascomycota, Eurotiomycetes, Chaetothyriales, Herpotrichiellaceae. The transcript has a single exon. The record is from RefSeq and is a predicted model, not a curated record. Gene Ontology annotation, molecular function: peptide-methionine (S)-S-oxide reductase activity.
AUGGCCUUCCAAAUGCCUUCAUUUCUCACGCGCCUUGUUCGACCUUUCGCCAGCUCAGCGUCUAUGGCACUUCAGCCCGAUGCCCUAGCUGCCAUGGAAUUUCCCCCCAACGCCCAAAGAGCUAUCUUUGCUGGAGGAUGCUUCUGGGGACUCGAACAGCUAUAUCGAGAAUAUUGGGGCACGAAAGGCCUCCUGGAUUGCAGAGUCGGAUACACAGGUGGCCAUACUAAAGCACCCUCAUAUGAAGCCGUAUGCACGAGUAGAACUGGCCAUGCCGAGUCCUUGUUAAUCGUCUUUGACCCCGAUCGAGUCACCUACCGCCAACUCGUGGAGUUCUUCUUCAGGAUGCACGACCCCACCACUUUGAACAGACAGGGUGCAGACACUGGCCCGCAAUAUCGCUCUGCAAUCUUUGCCGAGAACGACGAGCAGCUUCAGAUUGCAAACGAAAUCAAAGAGAAAGUGGGAGAACAAUGGUACAAAGGCAAACCCAUCACCACUGAAAUCCUUCGCGCCACGCAAUGGUAUGAUGCAGAAAUGAGGCAUCAGGGAUAUCUGAUCAACAAUCCGGGGGGUUACCAUUGCCCUGCGCAUUUUGUUCGUCCGUUGCCCGAAUUGAAAUAG